AUGGACCUGGAGCAACUGGAGAAGUCUGUGGAGGCGAAUCCAGACGAUCCUUCUCUGCAAUUCGAACUCGGUUUGUAUCUGUGGGAUAACGGUGGAGAUUCCGAGAAAGCGGCGGAGCAUUUUGUGCUAUCGGCGAAGUUAAACCCGAAUAAUGCGGCGGCGUUCAAGUAUUUGGGGCAUUACUACUUACGCGUGACGCUCGAUCUCAAUCGAGCUGCCAAGUGUUACCAGAGAGCAGUGCUGCUAAACCCUAACGAUUCUGAAUCCGGAGAAGCUCUCUGCGAUUUGUUUGACAGACAAGGGAAAGAGAUCCUGGAAAUUGCGGUUUGCCGUGACGCUUCUGAGAAAUCUCCCAAGGCUUUCUGGGCGUUUUGUAGAUUAGGCUACAUUCAGCUUCAUCAGAAGAAGUGGUCAGAAGCUGUUCAGAGCCUUCAACAUGCAAUUAGAGGUUAUCCUACAAUGUCUGACUUGUGGGAAGCUCUGGGCCUGGCUUAUCAGCGACUUGGAAUGUUCACUGCUGCUAUCAAGGCGUAUGGACGUGCCAUUGAGUUAGUUGAGACCAAGAUUUUCGCAUUAGUGGAGAGUGCAAACAUUUUUUUGAUGCUUGGUUCAUAUAGAAAGGGUGUGGAACUCUUUGAGCAAGCGCUGAAGAUUUCACCUCAGAAUGUUUCUGUGCUCUAUGGCCUUGCUUCUGGAUUGCUUAGUUGGUCAAAGGAAUGCAUUGAUUUGGGCGCAUUUGGAUGGGCAGCUUCUUUAUUAGAGGAUGCUCGUAAAGCUGCAAAAGCAAGCACUGAGCUGGCCAGCAACAUGUCUUGUAUAUGGAAAUUGCAUGGAGAUAUUCAGCUUACAUAUGCAAGAUGCUUUCCAUGGUCUGGUGGAGCUGAAAACUCAGAAAUCAAUUUAAAGACCUUUAAUGACUCGAUCCUUUCUUGGAGAAGUAUUUGUUACUCAGCUGCAUUGUCAGCCAAAGCUUCUUACCAGAGAGCUUUACAUCUAGCCCCUUGGCAAGCCAAUUUAUAUACUGACAUAGCCACAACCUGUGAUCUCGUUUCAAGUUUGAGCGAUGACUCUGAAACUGCAAGUUCUUGGAAGUUACCAGAAAAGAUGGCGCUGGGCGCGUUAUUGCUGGAAUGUGACAAUUCCGAGUUCUGGGUUGCUUUGGGUUGUAUGUCGGAUAACAGUGCUUUGAAACUACAUGCGUUGAUCCGGGCAUUGCAUUUGGAUGUAUCUUUAGCCGUUGCUUGGGGUUUUAUGGGCCAGAUCUUCAGGGAAUCGGAUGAAAUGAAAUUGGCAAAGCAGGCUUUUGAUUGUGCUAGAAGCAUAGAUCCUACACUUGCACUACCUUGGGCAGGCUCAGCUGAUACUUAUGCUAGGGAGUCGAUAUCAGAUGAGGCUUUUGAGAGUUGUUUACGAGCUGCACAGAUAUCACCUCUCGCGGAGUACCAGGUUGGUUUGGCAUGGCUUGCUUUGCUGCAGGGAGAUAUUUCAUCUCCGCAGAUUUUUGCUUGCAUUGAGCAGGCGGUGCAGCGGACCCCUGAUUACCCUGAAUCCCAUAACCUCCAUGGGCUAGUCUGCGAGGCAAGAUGUAAUUAUGACACGGCCAUUGCUUCUUACCGGCUAACACUAGCUGCAAUGAGUGUUUACCCCGAAAAUUCGGUGAAAUCUCAUGCUGGAAAAAUAUCUAUCAACUUGGUCAGGUCACUCAGCAAGGCAGGACGAUUCAAAGAAUCUGUCAUGGAAUGCGCAAAUUUGAAGUCAAAAGGUUUGCUUGAUGCCGGAGGUUUGCAAAUAUAUGCUUUCUCUCUGUGGAAGAUUGGUGAGAAUGAUUCGGCUCUCUCAGUGGUUCGAGAUCUGGCUGGUAGGAUUUCUACAAUGGAGAAAACCUCAAUAGCCUUCCCAAUCAGCUUCAUCUGUAGUCUGCUUUACCGUAUAUCUGGGCUAGAUUCUGCCAUCACCAGCAUCCAGAAAAUGCCAAAAGAUUUCUUCCAGAGUUCGAAAAUCAGCUUUAUAGUAUCUGCCAUCCAUUCUCUUGAUCAGAGUGAUAGACUUCAGUCCAUUGUUGCGAGCACUCGUAGCUAUAUAACAUCACAAGAAGACAUAGUCGCAAUGCACUAUUUGAUAGCACUCAGCAAACUGCUGAAAACUGGAGAAGGAGAUGUCCUUGGAUCUGAGAAGGGGAUUGCCCACCUCAGAAAAGCUCUUCACAUGUAUCCUCAUAGUAAUUUGUUAAGGAACUUGCUUGGAUAUAUUUUGUUAGCUGGUGAAGGAACGAAAGACGCCUAUACUGCUAGUAGAUGCUGUAUCAUAAAUGUCUCUCAGUGUGCAAAUAAGGAAGGUCUGAAGUCUGCACUAGAGGUCCUUGGUGGAGGAUCUGUUACUUGCAAUGUUAUUGGCAACACGGCUCCAAGGUUCUCAUUUCCGACUUGCCAUUGUCAGUGUCUGAAUGCUCCUGUUGUUGUUGUGGAGCUGCAAAGAUUCUUGCAUCAAGAACCUUGGAACAGCGGUGUAAGAUACUUGCUUAUCCUGAAUCUCAUGCAGAAGGCCCGUGAGCAGAGGUUUCCUCGCCAGCUUUGUAGUGCUAUUGAGCGUCUAAUCUCUGUGGCACUCGCUGAUGAGACAUGUUCGAAGGAAGGCGAAUACCAAAAGUUCCAGCUUUUGCUUUGUGCUUCUGAGAUCAGUUUGCAGAAGGGAAAUAUAGCAGACUCCAUUGAGCACGCUCAAAAGGCUUCUUCUCUUUCGCUUCCACAUAGCUACCUCUUUCUAGCACAUUUGCAGCUUUCCCGUGCCUACGCAGCGAAAGGGAGCACCAGAAACAUGCAAGAAGAAUACAGAGCGUGUUUGGAGCUCAAGACUGACUCAAAUAUUGGUUGGAUUUGCCUGAAGCUCUUAGAAUCUCAGUUUGAUCUGGAAGCUGAUGCUAACCUCUUAGAGAUGAGCCUACAAGAAUGCUCGAGCCAGAAGAAGAAUUCAUGGAAAGAGUGGAUGGCUGUACACAGUUCAGCUCUUGGUUUAGUUUCUAUCGGGAAAGAAGACUAUCUCUCAGCAGAGGAGUUCCUUGCACAAGCUAGUUCGUUGGGUAAUUCAGAGAGCUCUCUACUUCUCUGCCAUGGUGCUGUCUGUAUGGAGCUAGCUAGGCAGUAUAACGACUCGCAGUUCCUCUCUCGAGCCGUACAGAGUCUUGGCAAAGUUCAAGCGAAUUCCUUGUUUCCUCUGCCUAUAGUGUAUGCGUUAUUAGCUCAAGCACAUGGCAGUCUUGGCUCUAAAGAGAAAUGGGAGAAGAAUCUUCGUCUUGACUGGUUCUGCUGGCCACCAGAGAUGAGACCUGCAGAGGUUUACUUCCAGAUGCAUGUACUUGCAAGACAAUCAGAAGACAGACCUGAAACCUCUUCAGGGAUUGAAACCUGUCAAUCCCCUGAGAAAUGGGUGCUUAGAGCUAUUCACACUAACCCUUCUUGUUUAAGGUAUUGGAACGUCUUGCCUAAGCUUGUUCAACAUCCCAUAACCAUUAGCUGA
This is a messenger RNA of Microthlaspi erraticum, 3513 nucleotides long. The record is from the annotation of a GenBank genome assembly. Lineage: Eukaryota; Viridiplantae; Streptophyta; Magnoliopsida; Brassicales; Brassicaceae.